GACAAUAACUUAUAAACACAGAAACAGUAGCGCUCCAUAUAUAGUUGGGCAAAACCCACUUUCCCCGCGGGGAUCCUCGUAGACCUCGCCCGCGUCGUCGCCUCGCCGAGCACCCCACACCCUAGCCGCGUCGGAACCCCAAACCCUACUUCCCCCCUCCCUCUACCCACGAGGCCAAGAACUCCUGCUGCGGCGGCGGAGGCGCCGGAGGGCGCGCGCGGGAGGGGCCAUGGACGGCGACGGCGACGGCGACGGCGACGGCGGGGAGCGUCUGCGCCGCCACGUGCCGCUCUCGGAGGUGGUGGCGGAGUGCGUGCGGCGGUGGUUCCAGGACGCGCUCAAGGAGGCGAGGGCCGGGGACGCGUCGAUGCAGGUCCUCGUGGGCCAGAUGUACCACAGCGGCUACGGCGUCGCCAGGAACGAGCAAAAGGGAAGAAUAUGGAUUGAGAAAGCAUCAAGAUAUCGAUCUACAGCUUGGAAGGUCAGCGAAAAACAACCAGGAUAUAAUGCCAGUGACUCGGAUUCUGAUGAGGUGAAAGGAAGUACAAAAUGAUAACCAAAUUUAUGGGUUGACUUCUGAACAAGAAUCACUGAGCGCUGAAAAGCAGCAGCUAAUUACAUUCUUCAUCUCAGAAGCAGUGGUGUUAAUUGUGAAUCUUUUUUAUCCUUUGUUCAUUUAGUCUGAAGUUUGUAUCAUUCCAUUACCAGCAUUUGCUUGCUGUCCUCUCUCUCUCUCUCUCUCUCUCUCUCUCUCUCUCUCUCUUGUUUUUUUUUUCCCUUCCUGAAAUGGAAGAAUGCUGUGUAGGUUUUUACAUUUUUGAAUCGCAUGAUUUGUCACUGAUGGAUGCUGAUUUAAUGUUUUUGUCAUUGUUCAUUUUUAGCAAUACUUA
Messenger RNA from Ananas comosus (pineapple), 890 nucleotides. RefSeq lists its product as uncharacterized. The record is from RefSeq and is a predicted model, not a curated record. Lineage: Eukaryota; Viridiplantae; Streptophyta; Magnoliopsida; Poales; Bromeliaceae. Gene Ontology annotation, molecular function: protein binding. Bases 230 to 553 code for a protein of 107 amino acids. The transcript has 4 exons.